This is a messenger RNA of Endocarpon pusillum Z07020, 4158 nucleotides long. RefSeq lists its product as uncharacterized. Gene Ontology annotation, molecular function: protein binding; nucleic acid binding. The transcript has 3 exons. Lineage: Eukaryota; Fungi; Ascomycota; Eurotiomycetes; Verrucariales; Verrucariaceae. The record is from RefSeq and is a predicted model, not a curated record. Gene Ontology annotation, cellular component: mRNA cleavage and polyadenylation specificity factor complex; nucleus. Bases 1 to 4158 code for a protein of 1385 amino acids.
AUGCAGUGCUAUACUGAGCUGGUUCCGCCGUCUGGAGUCACUAAUGCUCUGGCACUGCCUUUCAUCUCUCCGGAGGCAAGCAACCUAGUUGUUGCUAGAACUUCCUUGCUUCAGAUCUUUUCUCAUAAGCCGACGAGUAAUGGCCAGGAUACCAAAUUGGUGCUGGUAGCAGAGUACAGCCUUCCUGGAACCAUCACUUCGCUGGGAAGAGUCAAGAUCCUGGCUUCGAAAAGUGGAGGAGAAGCUAUUCUUAUUGCCUUUCGAGACGCAAAGUUGAGCUUGAUAGAAUGGGAUGUGGAAAAGCAUAGCAUUGCCACAAUUUCAAUUCAUUACUAUGAGAGUGAAGCGCUGCAACGAAGUCCUUUCACUCCUGAUCUGCGCGAUUGUGUCAAUCAUCUCACAAUUGAUCCAAGUAGCAGAUGUGCCAUUUUCAAUUUUGCGGUAACCAAUGUCGCCAUCAUCCCUUUUCACCAAGCUGGCGAUGAUCUGGUCAUGGAUGAUUACGAUGCAGAGUUUGAUCGAGAAGACGCAGAGAGAUCGCCCACCAAGAAGACUAAUGGCGAUGUCGAAACAUAUCAGACGCCAUACGCCUCUUCCUUUGUGUUGCCGUUGACUGCACUUGACCCAGGCAUUCUUCACCCAGUCCACAUAGCCUUCCUGCACGAAUAUCGAGAACCCACUUUCGGUAUCCUCUAUUCGAGCAUUGCCAGAUCCUCGGCGCUGAACCAUGAACGGAAAGAUGUGACACAGUAUGCGGUACUCACUCUCGAUUUGGAACAACGAGCCUCUACGACUUUAUUGUCCAUUUCGAGAUUACCCAAUGAUCUUUCUGCCGUCAUUCCCUUACCACUCCCUGUUGGAGGUGCACUGUUAGUUGGAGCUAAUGAGCUCAUCCAUGUCGACCAAGGAGGUAAGACGAGCGCGGUUGGCGUCAACGAGUUUGCUCGAAAAUGCUCCUCAUUCUCCAUGGCGGACCAGUCCGAGUGCCGAAUGCGCUUAGAAGGAUGCCAGAUCGAGCAACUGAACGCAUCAAAUGGCGACAUGUUGAUAGUACUUGCGACUGGCAAUCUGGCUGUGCUCAGCUUUCGCCUGGACGGACGGUCUGUCUCUGGCAUGUCUGUCCGUACGCUCUCGCAAGAGCUAGGACACACUUUGUUUCGCUCCAGGGCAUCGUGUAUCGCAUCCCUCGGUUCCCAUCGACUUUUUGUUGGCAGCGAUGUUGCCGAUUCUGUACUGCUAAGUACUGCACGAAAGGUCUCUCAAUUGAAGAAGCAUAGCUCGAGAAGUGGACAACGAACCGUAGGCGAUGGCAACAGUGACGUUGCAGAAGACAUGGGAGAAGCGGAGGGCCAGGAGGAGGAGGAAGAAGAAGAGGAAGAGGAGGACGACGAUGAUCUCUACGGCGAUGCCCUUGAUAAAACCAUGACAGGGCAAUCAGAGGGUGUGACUACGUCGGGCACAAAUAUUCGCGUACUAGAUCGACUACAUUGUGUCGCUCCUUUAAGAGAUGUUACGAUUGGCCGCGUAGGCAAACGGAAGCGAGACGGAGAUGAAAUCAAAGGAAAAGAUCAGCCAAGAGAGCUAGAUCUGGUCGUCUGCUGUGGCGAGAGAUUGGCUGGUGGGGUGACUAUCUUUAACCGUGAACUACGACAUGACAUUGUCAGCCAGUCGAAGCUUUCACAAGCAGACGGAGUUUGGUCGUUCUCGGUGAAGCCACCAGCAGCGGCAGCUGAUGGGCUAGGUAUGGAUAGAAGCUAUGACGAAUUCAUGAUCAUCUCCAAACCCAAUGAACCGGUUCAAGCGGAGUCAACCUUGUAUCAGAUCUCUGACGGCUCCCCUCAAGAGAAGACGAACACAGAUUUUGAUCCCUCAGCAGGUGGAACUAUAGAAUGUGGUUCAAUCACGAAUGGGGCGCAUAUCGUGCAAGUCCUCGAAGCAGAGAUCAGGGUCUACGAUAGAGAUUUUGGACUGGCCCAAAUAUGGCCGAUCGUGGACGAGGAGACCAAUGCUGACGCAAAAGCCAUCAGCGCCAGCUUUGCAGAUCCUUAUGUACUUAUUCUGAAGGACGAUUACUCCAUUGUACUUUUGAAGACAGAUAAGAAAGGGGAGCUGGACGAAGUCGACCUUGGAACCGAGCUCCGUGAUGGCAAGUAUAUUUCUGCAUGUUUGUACAGCGACCAACAAGGCACUUUCACCAAACAGAACGCACUAAUGGCAACCACGACGAGCUGUAUCGUUGCAUUGCUGUCCUCUGCUGGGGCACUCAGCAUAUACUCUUUGUCCAAUUUGCAGAUCAAACUCUUCUUUUACGAGGGAUUGCAGUUCCUGCCUUCCAUACUAUCUCACAGCACACCUCUACCGAGGCAUUGGAAAGGUGCAGAAGCAGUGUCAGAGCUUCUCAUUGCAGAUCUCGGCGACAGGAACGACACCUGUCCAUACUUAGUCUUCAAGACAAGCGGUGGUGAUUUUGCUAUCUACGAGAGCUAUAAACCCUCGGUAACUGCUUUCGGGUUCAGAAAGAUCACGCUGAGGCCUGUUUCAAAUGCACCCUCGGGUGAGUUUCUGGAGCCAGAUCAGAACAAUCCCAGCAGGAAAUCCCGUCCAAUGAAAAUGGCUUACGUUAAUGGCCUUUUCGUCGUUCUGGCACCAGGGCAAUCCCCCGCCAUGAUUGCCAAAGUUGCUACGAGCAGCCCCCGAAUUUACAACCUUGCAGCGCGGCCGAUCCUGGCAUUUAGCGGCCACCAUACUGCAUCAUGUUCCCAAGGGUUUGUGUACAUUGACGCGGAUCAGAACUUGUGCAUGGCCAGACUACCCACAGAAAUCUCAAUCGGGCACUCUAGCUGGGUCGAGCGGAAGGUCGAACUCGGCUCCGAUGUCAGUGGUAUUGCAUAUUUCGACCGCACUCAGUCAUAUAUUCUUGCGGCCAGUCAUCUAGCAGAUUUUCAGCUACCGCAAGAUGACGAAUGGCAUGCUGAUUGGAAAAACGAGGAAGCAAGCUGUCUACCACAAGUUGAGCAAGGUUCGGUGAAACUGUUGAGCUCGGCGACCUUCAACAUCAUCGACAACUUCCCACUCGAAUACGCAGAGCGUCCCAUGUGCAUCAAAUCUAUGAACCUCGAGGUGUCGGAGGAGACCCAUGAACGAAAGGAGCUCAUCGUAGUCGGUACAGCCAUUACCAAGGGUGAGGAUGUUGUGGCAAGAGGCUGUAUCUAUAUCUUUGACGUUGUUGAUGUUGUGCCCCAGCCGGGCGUUCCGGAAACUGGCCUGAAGCUCAAACUGAUUGCGAGAGAGGAAGUGAAAGGGGCGGUGACUUCACUUUCCAAAAUAGGAUCCCAGGGAUUCAUGCUUGCAGCUCAAGGCCAGAAAUGCAUGGUGAGAGGCCUUAAAGAAGACCUAUCUAUCUUACCAGUAGCAUUCAUGGACAUGAAAUACUACGUCAACGUGGCAAAGGAGCUACCUGGAACAGGAUUGUGUAUACUGGGUGACGCAAUGAAUGGACUGUGGUUCGUUGGAUAUUCUGAAGAGCCAUACAAGCUGCAACUAUUUGGACGCGAUCAAGCGGGUCUGGAAGUCAUGGCUGCAGAAUUUCUCCCGGACGGGAAGAAUCUAUACAUCAUCGCUGCAGACGCAGAUGGAGAUUUACAUGUCAUGCAGUUUGAUCCAGAGUCACCCGAAUCCGAGAGAGGGACGAAGCUGCUACAAAGAAGCACCUUCCAUUCUGGUUCUUUCGUCACAAGCAUGACUUUACUACCAAAACACGAGGGGUCAUCAGAAGAUAGUGAGCCGAGUCCUGCGGCGAAUGACUACUCUAGCGAUUCUAUUAGUAGCGGCAACCGGCAGAUUCUAUUGACGAGCAGAGAAGGGUCUCUCGGCUUGAUCACACCACUCCCCGAGCAAACUUAUAGGAGAUUAUAUGCUUUGCAAAAUAUCCUCACAGCCAACCUUGAGCAUCCAUUUGGCCUCAAUCCCAGAGCCUACAGAGCUGUGGAAACCGAUGGGAUCGGAGGGGCAGCCAUGGUUGAUGGUAAUUUGGUGCAGAGAUGGUUGGAUCAGGACAGUUUCCACAAAAACUCCACAGCUGACAAAGUCGGCAGCUCUCUUUGGGAGCUUAACGAGGACCUGAACGAAAUCAGUGGUUGUAGUCUGCUUUACCUUUAG